Molecule: messenger RNA, 1881 nt
Organism: Verticillium dahliae VdLs.17
Lineage: Eukaryota; Fungi; Ascomycota; Sordariomycetes; Glomerellales; Plectosphaerellaceae
Exons: 7
Coding region: 1-1881 (626 amino acids)
Biological process (GO): regulation of DNA-templated transcription
Molecular function (GO): zinc ion binding; DNA-binding transcription factor activity, RNA polymerase II-specific
Source: RefSeq, a predicted model, not a curated record
AUGGUGCACUGUCGUGACGUCCUUGCUUCUUCUGAGCCCGACAGACCCUCGACAGACCCUGUUCCGGUUUCAGUAUCGGCAGCGUCUGGUCCUUUCAAAACCCGGGAGCGCUGCCCGGAGAAGUGCGACGAGACCAAGCCCGCAUGUCUGAAGUGCGCCAAGGCAAACCGCGUGUGCCCCGGGUACCGUGAUGCUUUCGAAAUCAAUCUUCGCGACGAAACACAGUCGACCAUCCGCAAAGCGAAGUCAGCAGCUAUUCGAAAGGCAUCCAAGGAAGGCCUUUUGAUCACUGCCGAUGGUUUUGGAGAUGGCUUGAUCAACGGCAUUGCCGCCAAUUCUCCCAACUGGCCUCCGAUAGGCAGGCAGCAGCACGCUAUUGAACGGACCGCCAACUCGUCAUCAUCAUCUUCAUCAUCAUCGUCCCCCUCUGCCUCCGCAUCUCCCUCCUCUUCGUCAUCAUUCUCUCAGAUCAUCCUGAAUAAAAAGAGCUAUGAGGCCUAUCGAAGGUCACACUCUGUCGAAGCCGAGAGGCUCCCCCGUGGUCUCGACACCCCCUUGGACGAACAAGCCACCUGCUUCUUUCUGUCAAACUACGUCCUCGUACCACCAGCCGGUGUUGGCCACGGCAUUUUCACAUUCCUAAUCCCGCUCAUUGACUCACCCAGAUACAAAGCAUCGCCCAUGCACUCAGCGUUCACGGCCGUUUCGAUGGCUGCGCUGGCAGGCCGUCCAAACUCGCGCUCGCUCUUCUCGGUCGCGCAUACGCACUACAGCAUAGCGCUCGAGCAGUUGACGCGCGCCAUGCAAGACCAAGACCAAGCCAAGCAAGACACGUCUCUGGCGGCGUCCAUUUUGCUGGCGUUUUACGAGGGACUCGCCAAUGACGAGUACGAAAUGUCGACCUUUUCGAAACAUAUCAGCGGGGCAGCCGCCAUGAUCAAGCUGAGGGGCCCCAGGUUGAUCGAGUCACCUUUGGGAGUGGCCAUGUUCGAGGUUGUCCGGGGAGCGGCUAUACGCCAAUACAUGUUCUUCUCGGAGUGUUCCAUCGAGGACAUCAAAUGGUGGGCUGGACAUGCUGUGGCCGAGAGUGUCGGGCACCAAGCCCUCACCCUCAAUCUACAGACAACCUUGAUUCGUGCUGAAGCAGACCACUUAUUCCAGGGCGCUCACUCUGCCGAAAAGAUCGAGCGUGCCCUCGAACUCUCAAAGAAAGCGCGAGCUCUUGAUGUCCUCAACGUCGGCAUCUACCUACACACCCUCUUCAGCGUACUCACCCUUUCACAAUACUUUUUCGACCCCUGCACCGUCAUCCCGAGCCAGAUUUCCACUCUCGCGCAAGAUGAGACGGACAUGUUGUACAAGAAUCUGACUGCCUAUCCAAACCUCGAAAUCUACACUUAUCCCAAUGUCUGGGCCGCCGGCAAAUACAUCACCACCCACGUCUCCCGCCUGCUGCUGGCACAGGUCACAGCCCGCUGCAUUGCAUGGACAUGCCAACCAGCCGAUCCGUUCCGUACUGAAGAAUAUCGCGAGGUGCAAGCUAUAGGCAGAGAGCAGGUGGAGGAGAUCAUCUCAUCAACACCUUACUUGACUGGCUGGGCGGGCGACUCGACGACAACGCCGUACUUUCCCUGCGGAACCGCUGAGAUGCCCAAGGGGCUAGCGAGCGUGACCUGCAUGUGGCCUCUUCUGGCGGCAGGCAUGAGCCGCUUUGCUGACAGGAGUCACCGGGCCUUCGUCAAGGGGCGGCUCACUCAUAUCGGUGAGAUGAUGGGCAUUCGGCAGGCUGAGGUCUUUUCCAAGAAUAUUGACAUCAACACAUGUGGCCCGGAUCGACAUAACUGCCAACUUCCUGAUCUAUCUUUCCACUUCAGACACUAG